UCGGUGAUGAGACCAGCAGGUCGUAACUGGCAGCGUAAUGACAGAGCCAUUACACCUUCAAAUUAAGUGAUUUUACCGUGAAAUAAAAACAAGAACAUAGUAGAAACGUUCUGCUAGUAAUUAGUAUGUGUUCUAGUUGUUCUAAGUGACGAUAAUGUUAUCAGUGAAGUAAUCGAACGGGAAUUUGUGUGGCGAUCGAUAAGAGUGCAAACGAAAACACUAAAGUUGAAUGCAAAUAACGCGAAACCCAAUUGCCAAGCCCUAUAAAAAGAGCUUAAAAGAAAACUUUAUGCAGUCUAUCUUAUUGCGUAUUUAAAAUUACGGUAAAGCAAGCAAAUAACUACGCGCCUAAUAAAUAAACUUUCGUAUAAAAUUUUAGCUUCACUACUACAAUUAGAAAUUCACAAGCACCAGCAGCAUUCUAGAAAAAUUGUUAAAUCCUAUUUUCCACCAUAAAUAUGCAAAAUGACUUUCGUCCGCAACAACAUUAACAGCUCGUAUAUAUUGUCAACACUCAGUAGUAUUUCCAGCAAUCAGAACAAAGAACAACGUCAUCAAAAUGUCUGAAACCAUAACCGAGAAACCUUCCACCUACCAAGCUAAGAAUUCGAACCACUGUCUGAGGUCGUAUUUUUAUCCAGCAUUUUUGUACGCAAACAGCUACGACGUAACGGACAACAAAACAAAUGAAAUGUUCCUCCACCAAUGGAAGCCGGAACAAUUUACUAUGGACGAAAAAUAUCAACGCGAAGAUGAACGUUUGAAGACAUUCGACAAUUGGCCACUGGAGUGGCUGAACAAGAGGGAAUUGGCGCAAACUGGUCUAUUCUAUACUGGCGACGAUGACAAAGUGAAAUGUUAUUUCUGCGAAGUUGAGAUCGGUCGUUGGGAACGUGAGGAUCAGCCUGUCAAUGAGCAUUUACGUUUCUCACCCAAUUGCCCAUUACUGAGGCGGCGAACCACCAACAAUGUGGCUCUUAACAGUGAUACACUGAAUCGCGUCCUACCGCCCGUCAGUUAUGAUGUUUGCGGCAAUGAGGGGCUCGAAUCGGAAUUGGAGGCAAGUGAAUCUGCAGCCGUUGGCCGUCCUGAAGAUGGUCUGACGACAGCAACAUCUGGCAUAACUUAUCAAUAUGAUAGCAUAGCGAGUGGUGAUGCGACGACGCAUAACAACUCCGGCGUCAACGACAGGCCAGCCCUAAACGAGGUGAUAUUGUUUCGACCAGAGUACCCUGAGUAUACCAUCGAAGCUGCACGUUUACGUUCGUUUGCCGAAUGGCCACGCAACAUGAAACAACGGCCUGCACAAUUGGCAGACGCUGGCUUCUUCUACACUGGUAUUGGUGAUCGUGUGAAAUGUUUUAGCUGUGGUUGCGGCCUCAAGGAUUGGGACAAUGACGAUGAACCAUGGGAACAACAUGCGCUCUGGUUCCCUAAAUGUCGUUACUUGAAUCUGCUCAAAGACCCAAGCUAUAUUGACAGCGUCGCUGCCAAAUUCAAGGUGAAUAAUGGUAAAAGUGCGGAUAAAGGGCUGAAGUCGUCGGGUCAGCAAUGCUCAACAUCAGACACCACGGUCGCACAGCCUGUGAUGGCUACAAUAUCGACACCGAAAUGUACGACAUCGGCAGAGAAGGAUGAUAUGAAACUCAAAGAGGCAAACAUCCCCGAUGAGAAGCUCUGCAAGAUAUGCUAUGCUGAUGAAUACAACACAGCGUUUUUACCCUGCGGCCAUGUGGUGGCCUGCGCCAAGUGCGCGUCCUCGGUCUCGAAGUGCCCGGUCUGUCGGAAACCUUUUACAAAUGUGAUGCGCGUGUUUUUUCCUUAAUCAGUUAUAAAUACUAUUUAUUAAACAUUAGACUAACCCGCGUUGUAAAUAAUAAGAACGUUAAUGUGCGGUAAUUCGGCCAGUUGUGGUAUGUCCCAAGUAUUGCUGCGCUGCAACUGGCCGAAUAAAAAAUAUAUUUAUGCUUUACUCUUAAAAUAAAUAUAAAACAAGAAAACAAAAA
Messenger RNA from Anastrepha obliqua, 2006 nucleotides. RefSeq names its product death-associated inhibitor of apoptosis 1 (gene Diap1). Lineage: Eukaryota; Metazoa; Arthropoda; Insecta; Diptera; Tephritidae. The transcript has 2 exons. Gene Ontology annotation, cellular component: nucleus; cytoplasm. Gene Ontology annotation, molecular function: cysteine-type endopeptidase inhibitor activity involved in apoptotic process; ubiquitin protein ligase activity. The record is from RefSeq and is a predicted model, not a curated record. Gene Ontology annotation, biological process: negative regulation of apoptotic process; positive regulation of protein ubiquitination; regulation of cell cycle. The coding region runs from base 560 to 1825 and encodes 421 amino acids.